UGGAAAGUUAAGAAAGUUAAGUCAAUUCUCAAUAAAUAAUUAAUAAAAUACACUAUUAUAAAUGUUAAAAACUUUCAAAAAAAAAACAAUUUUGUCAAUGAUAGUCUACAGUCUGCUGUGAUAUAUUUUAAGUUUUCGUAAAGCAAUCUUAAAAUUGAGAAUGGAAAUGGGGUAUGUUUCAAAGAGACAACAAACCGACCAAAGAGCAGAAAACAGCCGAAGGCCACCAAUGGGUUAACACAGUGAGCAAAUCCCGCACCCGGAGGCGGGCUUCAGCUGGCCCCUAAACAAAAAUGUGUAACUACUAGUUCAAUGAAAAUGGACGUCACACUUAACUCCAAAACAUAUAAAUGAACUAAAAUUAAAAAACAUACAAGACUAACAAAGGAUAGAGGCUCCUAACUUGGGACAGGCGCAAAAAAUGCGGCGGGGUUAAACAUGUUUUGUGAGAUCUCAACCCAACCCCUAUACCUCUAGCCAAUGUAGAAUGAACAAACACACAGCAAUACGCACAGUAGAACUCAGUUUAAAAGAAGUCCGAUCAGAUCUCUUCAAUUCUUUUUAUUCAUAAUUCGCAUUACUGUGUGAAAUGUUCCUAAAAUGAGUGUCCAUGAAAACAAAUGCGUGGUGUGAUUGUGAUUUGAAAGAGCAAUCUGCCAAAAGCAAAUAACAAUGUGUGUCCAUUAACACCCAGCUUCGCUCAAAUAAAUGGGGAACGUGUCCAUGGGACACAGAUGAUGCACCGGCUUGAAUAUAACGUUAUAAAGGGAAAUAACGAAGAACUGUAAAAGUGACACUACCCAAAUUUGUCCUUGAUCUGAGUUUUGUGGUAAUAAGCAUUGUGUGCAAGUUUUAUAACAUUUAGUUGAGGCAAACUUAAGUUAGAGAACUGAAACGAAAAAUUCAGCAAUUUUACCAUUUGUAAAGGAGCAUAACUCUAGAACGGUAAAAGUGACGCCACCAGAAUUCAAAUUUGAUAUGUGUUUUGUUGUAAUUAGCAUUGUGCAUAAGUUUCAUAACAUUUGGUUGAGGCAAACUUAAGUUAGAGAACAGAAACGUAUAUUUCAGCAAUUUUUCCAUUUGUAAAUGAGCAUAACUCUAGAACGGUAAAAGUGACGCCCCCAAAAUUCAUACUUGAUCUGUGUUUUGUGGUAACAAGUAUUGUGUAUCAAUUUCAUAACAUUUGGUUGAGGCAAAUUAAAGUUAGAGAACGGAAACCAAUUUUGGGACGUACGGACGUACGUACGAACGUACAGACGGACAAGGGUAAAACUUGAUGCCCCUCCGCUUCGGUGGGGACAUAACUAUCACAUUUACAGAUUUAGUGAACCUCGAAAUCUUGGUAAAAUCAUAAAUACAUAAUAUAUAUAUAUACAUUAAAAGGUUCUAAUUAAAAUUAUGAACCUAAUAAAUGCUCAGUCUUUUGUUUUCUAUUAAAAUUUUUGUGAACUUGUCUCAUGUGUCUAUUCGUUUUUUGUUUUUCAGUCAUUGCGUUUUCAUUUCUUUUUUUUUUCGACUCAUGAGCUUUAAAUGUCCCUUUAUAUCUCCUUCCUGUUUUUACAGAAAUAUUUUCAUCCCUGUUUUUCUCCGGUCUGGCAGUUAAACCAUUGCUUUAAUAGGGCAUCCGUUCGCCUGUGUCGGAUGUAUGAAUAUGCAGGUAAGUUCGGUUUAAAUAGGGAUGUUCAAUAGUGCCAUGCUUACUUUGAUGGGACCAUAGGUAGCCUGUGAUAAGGCAAAUCUUUACCCCAAUCUGCUACAUUUCCUCAAUCUCAAGAGGCAGUUAAAAUUUCCAUCCUUCAUUCCGGUCGACCUACAUUCCAGAAGAACCUACUUAAUGUUCUAAUCCUGAAUAUGUAUGACAUAUUUUCCACUGGACGUCAGGCAAGCAACAUUAUCGUUCAAUCAAUUCAUAAUGAACACAUGAUCUACGUUCCAUGUUUAUGUGAGCCAAACUUCAUGAUACGUUUAAACCGAAUUUUUUUCUUCAUCAACAACGGACUCUCGGACUGUAAAUCAAGAUGCCUUUUCUUCUUAGACAAAUCAUUUAAAGCGGAUUUUUCUGGUAUUUGGAUUAAACUUGUCAACACAAUAGUUGUUGUCAAAUAAAGUUUUUUUCUUAAAAUAUGUCAAUAACCCCACUGCAAAUCAAAAAUGACGUAAAUAAUUUACAGAUGAUAGAGAUCAUGCCUUCGUAAAUAAAGUUUUAUUAUCGACAGUAAGUGCCGUAUAUUAUCGUAAUUAACAGAUCACGAGUACUAUGCAGUCUAUAAAUAGGGUUUGUUACCGUUUACUCAUCCAUCUUAGUAAUCCAUAUUCAGCAAACGUCAUAACAAUAAUAACUAUAUAUAUUAUAUUAAGAACUACAACUGAAAUCUUAUAACAGCGGAGAAUAACACUAGAUAAAGAAGAUUAUUGUCAUUUUUAAUGUUGAUGUCAAUUGUAUACAGAUUCUGAUAGUCAACUCUAAUAAACCUUGCCAACAAGGUUUUAAUUAAGAUCACAAGAUAUCGUUGAAGAAAAUAUUCAAAUUUGAACUUCUUUUGCUAUGUUUAUAAAAUAUUUAUCAGUGAAGUUACUGCAAUACAUGUGUGUGAUCUUAUCUAUACGGACGAUCUCCACAAAUAAGGAAAUAGAGAGACUAGAGAAAGAAAUUGGUAAGCUUUCCCGACAGGUUAUGCUACAGCAAUUAUUUAUAGAAGAAAAAACUCGAAGUGAAGGAGAUUCUGGAUUGAAACAGACGAGAAUUUUAAACGAUGGAUCUAAACCAUAUCACUUUCCGACAACAAGAUCGAAAAGAGGGGUAGCUGCCAUUCAUGAUCACGGACAUAUGAAACGCACAAUUGGUGUUGGUGAAUUUGUUGCUGUUUUAAAUGGAGUUGAAUUCAGAACACGGCAUAAUGAUCCUGAACUACGCAUGCCAAGUACCACUUCAUCAAAUUUCUUAGAAACUGAGGAAAUACCUUUUCCUGAAGUUCCACCUGAGGUAAAACAGAAAGAAACUGUGGCUGAGCAAGUACAAGAAAUGCGUGAAUGGUUUAUGGCUUUCAAAGAUCAAAAUCACAAAAAAAGAGAUUACCGCAAAUAUUUCAAACCUGUUCUGUGUUAUCUUGAGGGAAUGUGGGUAUAUGAUAACAAUACUGAUAUAUUAGAACCUUUUUUAAGCGACAGGCACAAGUUGGAUGCUAGCACUUUUGAGGACCUCGAAGAUAAAGUAAUGUUUACAUCUUACGGAGGACGAAAGGAUGGUAUGGAGAAUUUUGGAUGGCUUCCCAAAACAAUUAUAUACACUGAAAAUGGGAAAUCACCUUCAUACGCACAAUGGAUAUACAGAAUUGUUUGCCAUCCAUUAAAGCACGACCUUCCGUUGAAUCGUUUACGAAUGAUCGAUGAUUUGAGCUCGAGAAUGAUGUUCCUACGUUCAGAAGAAGAGGAGAUGAAAACAAGACGUGCCCGAUUUAAGCUCAAUCAAAGGGACAGACAGGAAUGGAAAGAAAGAUUUGAUCAAAGUCCUGGAUUUAUUGACAGCUUAAUGAGCGAAAUACCAGGUUUAGACAAUUAUGGCGGGAAUUUGACAGACGAAGCAUUGAAUCUGCCAGCAUACUGUCCCGGUAAAGAACAGACGAUAUUAAACACUGCAUAUUAUCACAGAUUCUAUGAGGAAAUACGACCUGAUUACAUGCGCUUAUCCUUAAGAAAACGAGCUUUUUCUGACAGCAAUCUGUUUAUGUCGAUGACAUCACAGCCACAAGUAGCAGGGAAAAGUUUAAACUAUUGCACGAAAGAAGACUCAUUACAGAAAAAAGCCUGCAAAUCUUAUCACCAGCGAUGGUCAUAUGCCGUUCCCUUUGAAAUUAUAUACCUUAACCCACUUACAAAUUGGAAUCCUUAUAACAUUACCUAUAAAGGUCAUUACAAGAAUGACCCGGAAGCAAAAUUUGUAACAGAAAAUGGAAAACGAACUGGCGGGAAUGAUAUUCAUACAGCAUAUAAUGGAACAAAUAGUUGGUAUUUCUUUCAAAUUCCACAGAGUUUUUACAGUGGAAAUGAAAAUAAAAAGGGGCACGGAGGCAUCGGUGUGUUAGAUGAAAACGGGAAAGUGAGAUAUACCAGAGCAUCCGGAAUCCGAGUGUUUAUUCCGGAAAUCAGAGGCAUUGGGAUCAUACGUCAGAGAUAUCCCAUCAUGCCUCUGUACAGUGAAGGAAACACAGCGUAUAAAGAAAUGGAAUCCUUAAAAGACAUAGUUUUGGAAAAUAACAAUUAUCUAAAAAUGUUCCAUAAUCUACCUAAAGAUGGAAAAAGUGAUAAAUUGAGAAAGAACCAGAUAAAACUUUCAGUUGAAAGGGGAAUAACUCUUAUCAUGUCAAGGGCAACAUCGUCCGAUCCAGGUCCGCAUAAUCACUAUGUUGAUCUUUCGGCAGAAAAUGUCAAUACUUUAAAAUCAAAAAAGAAGUUAACAGUUCGAAGUAGCGAGGACAGUGGACAUGACCAUCGUGUGACGAUUGAAUACCGUCCACAUCUCAAAAAUCCAUUUGUCAUGACUAGGUGUGACCACAAAAAGAAAUGUUGGGAUGGUCAUAAAAAGCUUUUACUAGAAAACAUUGAACAAGAACAUGAACAAGAUGAACUGAAAGAAAAUAAUGACGACGACAGACCAGAGAGUUAUAAGGAAUAAACUUCAGUAUUCUAUUGUUAUUAAUAAUAUUGAUUUUUCUGUCUCUGAAACAGAAGUAUAGUAUACCAUAAAUGUCACCAUUUGAAUACUCUCAAAAUAUCAAGGUUCAGAUUUAUGAUUUCAUAUUUAAAACAAUUAGGGUUGUCCUCAUUAACUCACAUUUUUUCAAAUUACUUUUAAAGAAUUAAAAGUUAUAAAAUCAGAGCAGAUAUAUAUACUUCGUAAUUCAACUCAAGACCUGAAAACAAUGAACUCCUUGUUUAACUUAUUUGAUUCAAAUGUCAAUGAUGAGUCUUUUGAUGUCGAAAGGGAGGAGAAAAAGAAAAACACAAAGUUAAAGAUUAUAGGGACUAAUAGGCAAAAAGGCAGUAACAAAACACUACAUAGAACAAGAAUAUAAGCCCAUAGGACACCAUGCCCUGCUUGGACUCUCUUGUCCAUAGGACACCAUGCCCUACUCGGACUCUCUUGUCCAUAGGACACCAUGUCCUGCUCGGGCUCUCUUGUCCAUAGGACACCAUGCCCUGCUCGGGCUCUCCUGUCCAUAGGACACCAUGCCCUGCUCGCACUAUCUUGUCCAUAGGAAACCAUGCCCUGCUCGGGCUCUCCUGUCCAUAGGACACCAUGCCCUGCUCGGGCUCUCCUGUCCAUAGGAUACCAUGCCCUGCUCGCACUAUCUUGUCCAUAGGACACCAUGCCCUGCUCGGGCUCUCCUGUCCAUAGGACACCAUGCCCUGCUCGCACUAUCUUGUCCAUAGGACACCAUGCCCUGCUCGGGCUCUCCUGUCCAUCAGACACCAUGCCCUGCUCGCGCUAUCUUGUCAAUAGGACACCAUGCCCUGCUCACACUAUCUUGUCCAUAGGACACCAUGCCCUGCUAGGGCUAUCUUGUUCAUAGGACACCAUGCCCUGCUCGCGCUAUCUUGUCCAUAGGACACCAUGCCCUGCUCGCACUAUCUUGUCCAUAGGACACCAUGCCCUGCUCGCGCUAUCUUGUCCAUAGGACACCAUGCCCUGCUCGCACUAUCUUGUCCAUAGGACACCAUGCCCUGCUUGCACUAUCUUGUGUAUAAAAAUAAAAAGAUGUGGUAAGAUUGCCAAUGCAUGUUCAGUUAACCAUGUAAUAUCAGUUAAGUAUUUCAAAACGUUCAACUCAUGAUAAGCAUAUGUACCAAGUUUCAAGUUGAUCUGACUAUAGCUUUAACGUUAAAUUCCUCAACGAAAACAUUUCACCUCAGAAUGUACCCAUAAUUCUAUGUUUUGUGAACCUUACAUUUUUUAAAAAGUUUUCAUCAUAAUUAAAAUGUACACUAAGUAUCAAGUUUAUGUGACUACAUCUUCAUCAUUUACUACCUUAACCAAAAAAUUUAUUCUGAUUCGGGAUGGACGGACAGACCGGGCAACGUAAUGCCUUCUUCUAUCUUAGCUAUAUAUAUAGGCAUAAAAUUGUUUUCGGCAUAAAAAACCAAGGAUGAACUCAUGUUCUUGAGAAUGGUAACACGAUGACAUUGUACUGUUUAAAAUACAUCCACGUUUACAGUAAAAUACAUCAUCUUCAUUCCAAAAUUCAUAAAGAAAUCAGGGCAAGUAAGUUUUCUUUCAGACUAUUAAAAUUUACAAUUUUACUUGCCCAGGGACAAGUGGUCACAACAAAUAUUUCCAUACCCCUGCUCUUUUGGGGAGAGGAGACCCACAUUUAAAUUUUAGCAAGUUGUUUGAUCAUUUUCAAUAUCAUCAUGAAUAUAGUAUUUCGUUCUAUUGAUGAGGAGAGUGAGAUAUACAGUUCUGGUAUAUCCUGUACCUAGAUAUAUUGAAAUAAAUCUUAUGUCAUGUUACACUGAUGGAUAAGUUAAAUCUUCAACAAAACAUAUCAAUUGGAAAAUUUUUGACUUAUUUAAAAUAAUAGGUUUCAUAAUGAGUGACAAUUUGGGAUAUCGCUUGAUAUAUAUCAACUUCAGUUACUUAAUUUCAAUAUAAAAAUUAAAAUAGAUCUUCAGUGAUUUAUUAUAACUAUUAAAUUUAAAUAACAAGAGUUGAUAUCAAGUAACAUCCAAUUCUCAUGAGUUGUCAAAAUUAUUUCUCUUCUGUUCCAACACUAAUUGUGUUUCAUAAAAAUUUUUGUGAAUUGCUGAUCCUGUCUUUUGCACAUCCCAAUAUGACGUCGUAUGUCUUGUUCCAGUGUCAAACUUUACAUCCAGCAUUUUAAAACUUUUUGUACACUUAAUUCAGAAUGUAUUAAAAUUUGACAAGAAGAUGAUUUUCAGGUAUAAAGUGUGAGUGUUUUGUUUUAUUAAUGAAGAAAUCAAAAAUGUCCAUUGCUAUUGACCAAAUUAACAUCGUCUUACUACAUCAACCUCAUUUUUUUCAGAAUUUCUCAAAUAAAUUCAGUUAGAAAAGA
Messenger RNA from Mytilus californianus (California mussel), 7070 nucleotides. RefSeq lists its product as uncharacterized. The record is from RefSeq and is a predicted model, not a curated record. NCBI's taxonomy places the organism in Eukaryota, Metazoa, Mollusca, Bivalvia, Mytilida, Mytilidae. The transcript has 2 exons. Bases 2546 to 4672 code for a protein of 708 amino acids.